Messenger RNA from Pyrgilauda ruficollis (rufous-necked snowfinch), 1572 nucleotides. Its product is annotated as galectin-related protein A-like. The coding region runs from base 291 to 722 and encodes 143 amino acids. NCBI's taxonomy places the organism in Eukaryota, Metazoa, Chordata, Aves, Passeriformes, Passeridae. Gene Ontology annotation, molecular function: carbohydrate binding. The record is from RefSeq and is a predicted model, not a curated record. The transcript is spliced from 4 exons.
UACCUGUACCGCAUGUGUAGGCAGGGCUCCAGCGCUCCCGCGCGGGGCCCGGGCGAGCCCUGCGCUCGCGCCGCGCUCUCCGCGAGCCUCCCCCACACGGGGCCAGGCGCAGGCGGAGUGACUCAGCUGCCGGGCGGGGUGGUGUCCGGACAGUGUUUGGCGGAGAUAAGACCCCCCCCUCAACAUCCUCUCUUUAUUCCGGGCUUUUUGUUUGCUUUUGUCCUGACACACAAAACAAAAACUGCUCCGGGGACUGCAGCGGCGAGGCAAGUGUAAGAGGGAGAGCGGUGAUGACAGAGGAGAGGUGUGCCAAAGUGGAGCAGUAUGUUGGUGAAAUUAAAGGUGGCCUGAGACCAACCAUGAAACUCACAGUCAUAGGCAUGGUACACUCCAAACCCAAGAGCUUUUCAGUGACUCUGCUCUGUGAUCCAGUGGAUGUCAACAAAGAUGUUGGGCUGUUAUUUACAGUUAACUUCAGUGAGAAAUCCAUCACCCGAAAUGCACGAAUUGCUGGGAAAUGGGGAAGAGAAGAGAAGACUAUUCCCUACUUUCCAUUUACAGCAGGUGACACGUUCAAGAUGGAGCUCUUAUGUGAACACCAGCAAAUACGAGUCUUGGUUGAUGGACGGCAGCUCUGUGACUUCACUCACCGCAUUCAGCCUCUGAACCUGGUGAAAGCUUUGCGAAUCUCAGGGGACAUCAAGCUUACCAAAGUGGCUUGAAAAAAGGAGACCAGGAUAUCACCAGAGGACAGAGGAAAAUGUACUUUCUCUUGUCUCAGACCUGUUUUAUCUUUUCCCCCUGUCUGAUUCUGGAGCGUGGGAUCUGUAUCUUUUUAAUUCGCUGAUAUGUUUGAGAAACACACUUUUUUUCCCCCAUACAGACUCACAGCAAUUGCAGAGCUAUGGCUGGUCCAGAUAAAUCUCAAAGCCUUUGCUGAGAAACACUUCUGCCUCCCAAACUGCAAGAUUUAUGAUGCUAUGCAGUAUCUCACAUCCUUAUGGCUCCUUACGCCCUCAGGCAUGCCAGGUGGCAGAGCUCAGUCCACCCACCAGGUGGGUGGCUGUUGUUAGUUAGCUGUGUGACUAGAACUGGGCAUUAUGCAGGUGGUGGGUCUGAGAAAAGAGAAGCAGGAGAUUUUCUUAUAAAUGAAUUAGGGUGUCUGAUGGGCCCCAGCAAGGCUCACGUUAUCAGGAGGGGAUUGCUUUUUUCUGGAAGCUCUGCUCAGUCAGCACAAAACAUCUGUGCCUUCCAGCAGAGAGCAAUAAAUACCUUACCUGCCUUACCCUGUCUCUUCCAGGCAGCUUUUCCAGAAUGGAAAGGUUUUGACAGCUGUGGAUUUCACAGUCUUCUCUGGACCAGCCCUAAGACAUGGUAUCUGCAGCUGAAAAUGCACUGCCCAUUCUUGUUCUUGCAUGUAAUUAAAACUGCACCUUUGCUAGCAAACUUCUUUACAAGCUCUCUUAAAUAUUUGAAUGCAUGUAAGUGUUGUGCUGUUAUUUCAUUGCUGUAACUGUUGAGGAAAAUCCUGAAAACAUGGCUAUUUUAAUAAAUAAACAAGCAUUUAUCAUA